UAAAUUUUAGAAACCUUCAACUACAAAAUACAAAACACCAAUUAACACCGGUCCAAUACAAUCUUCAUUGAUUCUCUCAUUUCAUAUUUUUGUGAUACAUACAACAACAAUGUGUCCUACCGGCACCAACCACCGCCUCGACACCGCCAGUGGUUCGAAUAUCCGGUCAGCGUUCGACGUUCUCGACGCCGAUCGCGACGGCAAGAUAAGCCCCUCCGACCUGAAAACAUUCUACAAGGGAUUUUCCGGCGGCGGAGCUGAGGAGGAGGAUGUGAUUCGGUCGAUGAUGUCGGUGGCGGACUCCAACAAAGACGGCUUCGUGGAGUACGAUGAAUUCGAGACGGUGUUGAACGAGAGGAACGGCGGCGGCGGCGGAGGAGGAAGUAGGUGGGGGGCGAUGGAGGAGGCGUUUCGGUUUAUGGAUAGAGAUGGUGACGGUGUGGUUGGGGAGGAGGACCUCCGUGGGUACUUCAAUUUGGCUGGUUUUGAUGCUACUGAUGAGGAUAUCAAGGCUAUGAUCACAUUGGGCGGUGGUGAUCAAAAUCAAGGGGUUUCUUAUGAUGGUUUUCUCAAGAUUUUAGCCGUUUGAUUUUAUUAUCAUUACAAUAACCACGAUGACGACGACGACAAAUUAUAGUAUUGUUCGGUGCCUUUUAUGAGGAUUAUUUUAUGUUUUUUUGUUUUAAAUUUUGAGAAUUUGCAUGAUAGCAAGCUGGAGUUAAAUAAAUUGAAACAAUUUAUCAGCAAUGUUACGAAUUUAAAUUUAACUCUUAGAAAUUAUUAUUUUGUAAUUUAAAUUUUUUUCAUAUUAUAUAAAUUUAAUUUUUACCACACAAUU
Molecule: messenger RNA, 838 nt
Organism: Camellia sinensis
Lineage: Eukaryota; Viridiplantae; Streptophyta; Magnoliopsida; Ericales; Theaceae
Product: calcium-binding protein CP1
Molecular function (GO): calcium ion binding
Source: RefSeq, a predicted model, not a curated record